UAUUGAGCAUUCAGUUUACUUGCGCAAUUAUUGCUUUGGUUGAAAAAUCUUAUCCCACUUGGUUGUUUCAAUAUUGGCGCAUUUUAUCUGAAAAUUUGGAUCUUUUAUGACAGAUAAUUAAACUCUACUGAACCGGUAUAUACUAUAUUAUAGUAAAUGCUGCAAAACAUAAGAAGUUCAAAAUAUUUUCAACCAUCAUGAAAGGAGUAAGGCAUAUCUCAUUAUGUAAUCUAAUACACUGUAAAAGAAUCAACAUUUUAAAAAACAAAUCACGUUCUGAAAACUUCUAAAAUCUACAAUUUACAAUCAGUCCUCCCAAAAUUUCUGUUGUUUUCUCCCACGCAUGAACGCUACUCAAAGUUCGAAUGUAAAUCAGAACUAUAAUUAAAAUGAUGCCCAGAAUUUCGAAUUUAGCUAUUCCAAUUUCGUAUAUUUUUUCGUAAUAUAAAACCAGCUGCACAAUUUUAAAUUUCAAAAUGACCAAAGUGACCACCUGUAGUAUUUACCAAGAAUACUCUAAAGAACUGCACGAUGGAAAAGGAAAUCAGAAUGCGCGCUAGUUAAUUCGUUCUUUUUAUAAUUUUUUUGAGAAUCAAAAUUUGUGAUUUUCAAUAAUUUUUAAUUUAGUUUGUUGGAUUUUAAAAUGUAGCGAAAACAAUGCGCACCAGGAAAAUAAUCUCUCAGAUGGAGGCCUCGUCUGCUGGAUUUCUCCUUUAAAUAUUAACCUUGACUUUUAUUGGAUAAUUCUGUUCCUCUGUAUAAUUUCACGUGUAUAAUUUCAGACGACAUGCCGCAAGAAAUUAGUAUUCGGGCCAAAACAAGUGAUUGUGGGAAGCAGGCGUCUAUAUAUGUUGUUAUAUGCUGUUCUGUAUAUUUAUUUUUUUCUGCAGGCUUGCAUUUUCACAUUUAACCGAAAGUUAUUUGCAAAAAAAGCUUUCCAGCAAACUUUGGUGUAGUUCUUCGCUUUUGUAUUACUUUAAUUUUAAAAUUUAUCACAUUUUUCUUCAUUUUUUAAAGUACUGUGUGCUUUUGAAUAAAAUGAUAAUGGAUCCUCUUUUUUUUUGCAUACGAUGGGUUAUAAAUUGAUUAGAAUUAUCUGUUUUAGAUAAAGAAACAAUGCAGAUGUUAUGCCUCUCUGCAUCGUUCCUGUUUAUGUUUGUGAAAACAGUUUGCAAACAAACUCAAAAGAAUGGUACUGAUAUUAUGGUACGAGGGAGCGGUUUGUGUCCUUACGAUAAACCUGUGUGCGGAAUGAGUUGCAAAUACGAAAUGUUAUGUUUACAACGUUGUUUCGGCGGAAAAUGUUUUCUUGGUUGUAUGAAAGAUACGAAAUGUAAACAAAAAUGCGGCUAUCGUCUCAAGAAUACGAUGUGUAGAAUGAAUUGUCGUGACACUCAGAAAUGUCAUCAAAUAUGUCAUGGACAGGAUUGCAAAGUUUCCUGUGAAGCGACGAAAUCCUGCUCCCAAGUUAUAAAAACCUCGCGUUCGUACCCAAACAAGGAUUUAGUUAUCAACAAAGCAACAUGCCAAUCAUCAGUCAUGUGUCACCAGCGUUGCGAAUUUCAAUCGUGUGUGCUGUACUGCGACAGUCCACGAUGUCACCUAGAAAGUCGGUUUUCUGUGAUAGUUAUUCAACUGUCAAAAUCAGUGCAGAACGUCACUCUGAUUUGUAAUGAAAAGUUGGUGUCUUUCUCCUUCCGUUCGAAUACAACCUACGCGUUAUGCAGUGGUGUCGGUCGAAGCCAAGUCGAGAUUCUAUCGGAUGAUCUGUUUACUACUCAAAGUCAAGUUUCUGCGCAAUCGUCAAGCGUAACAUUUACAGGAAGAGGAAUCCAGUACACUUUUACCUUAAUAUGGCUCUUUAAAUAUUUUUGCGUCUGCCAUAACCUAGGAGGUUAGAAAUAGCUAUGACGCUUGAAAAACUCUUUGGUCGUUUUCUUUAUUUCAAAAUGGUGUUACAAAAUGAUACCUUAGUUUCUUAAGUUUUUUAUAACUGCACAUGAUAAAAUAUAUCUUUCAACAUUUUUAUAUUAUUUCAUAUGAUUUUUUACACAACGUGUAUAAAGGUGUAGAAUAUUUUUUUAGUCUCACCCGAAGGUAAUUGAUGUCUGGCAAGUAUUUUACAAAGACACAUAUAUAUAUAUACUUUCGCGCCAAAAUUAAGUUCAGCACGAAAUCGAGGCUAAUUAUAAUUUUUCUUAUAGACCAUCAUAUGAACACAACUUUUACAUAGCCUGUUUUUAUAUUUUGUUUUUAAUCUUUCCAUAAUUCUUAGUUACGUAUAUAUUAUUUAU
This is a messenger RNA of Hydractinia symbiolongicarpus, 2294 nucleotides long. RefSeq lists its product as uncharacterized. The coding region runs from base 1117 to 1899 and encodes 260 amino acids. The record is from RefSeq and is a predicted model, not a curated record. The transcript has 2 exons. Lineage: Eukaryota; Metazoa; Cnidaria; Hydrozoa; Anthoathecata; Hydractiniidae.